AAGUAUAUAAGUGUGUAUGGAUGGAUGGAUAUGUGUGUGUGGAUAUAGAUAUAUGUAUAUGGAGAGAGAGAGAGAGAGAGAGAGAGAGAGAGAGAGAGAGAGAAGGAGUGAAUAAAUUCAAUGUAGGUUGUUUGUUUUAAUCAGAAUCCUUCCCCUGGAUCAGAGAGGGCUACUAGAGGAGGCUAGAGAAGAAAUAGGAGAAACAGAAUGAUGUCACCUCUCCAAGUUGCAGCUUCAGCCAAUGACAGUCAUAGAUAAAAAGGCACAGUUAAAAUUAGACCAGCAGCACUUACUGAUUGAUAUACCAGCAAUGAAGAACUAAGGUCUACUGAGGGCACACAGAGGCAUUUGGGACUGGAGAGAGCAGUAUAUUUAAUAAAUGACCUGCCUACGGAGUUUCUCCUCCUUUCUCCAGACAAAAGCCUCUGAUAGAAAACAGCUGCUCUUUCCGUCCAGCUUUCCUUGUUAAACAACAACCUAGUUGUAACAGACUGCUAGUAAAUACAGAAGGAAAAAGCUCGUAAGCUGAGCCUGGUCACAUUGCCUAGGGUGAUAUAGUUUUAUUUUUAACAUCCAGGCACUUGAGCUAUUUCUGCAGAAGUUUUCUAUCAGCCUCCCCUUAUUCUCUGCCUCCCCUAGGGCACCGCUUCUCUUUUCAUCAACUGUCUGCUCAAAGCCAGGAGACCCACGUGUGGUAGAUAUCAUUGCAGGGGAUAUAUGAUUAAGAGCUAAGAAGCAAGAAGACACAUCAGCGCUAUGGGCAGGGUACAGAAACCUCCAGCUGGACAGCAUCGGCAUUGUGAGAAAUGUUUCCUUCGACAGUGUCAGGUGCCAAUAGAGCCAAGUAUCUCCUGCCUGGUGAUCAGUUGCCGCCGGCUUUGUGGAGCAGCUUUCCACAUGUGCAAGGAGGAAGAACAUGAGUUACUUUGUCCCCUAGAGCAGGUUCCUUGCCUUAACUCUGCUUAUGGCUGUCCUCUCUCAAUGGCCCGAAAUAAACUGGCAAAGCACCUUCAGGUCUGCCCAGCCAGUGUGGUCUGCUGCUCCAUGGAGUGGAACCGUUGGCCAAAUAUAGACUCAGAAACGAUUCUUCAUGAGAAUAUCAUGAAAGAGCCCCACAGUGAGGAAUGUUUGGACACAGCUCUGGCCAUCCAGGAUCAAAAGGUCCUUUUUGGCUCCCUGAGGAUGGUGGAGUUUUUCCCUGAAUCCAGGGAGUUCACUGAGGAAGAACUGGAAAUGGACAGUGAUGCCAUUUUGGAGGAACAAGGAGCAGUUGGCGGGGUGGACUAUCAUUCCCUGCCAGUAAAUGGAAUGUCACCUAAUGGCGAGAUGGUGGAACUGAGCCAGCAAGAACGAGAAGCCUUGGCAAAAGACAAAGAAGGAAUGGAUCUGGCCAGUUUUGGGAAAUGGGAAAACAUUUUCAGCAAAGAGCAUGCAGCAUCAAAGUUAACAAAUUCAUCAGCAAACCCUGGAGUCAAGAGUAGUCAGGGCACAGGGAAAGAACAGGCUUCCAGUCAGAGCAAUGCUUCAGAGAAGGGAUCUAGUAAGGAGAAAGAAGGCCAGGCAAACCAAAAGGAGGACCCAUACAGAAAUAUGGAAACGACAGGACUUGCACCUUGGCAAGAUGGAGUAUUAGAAAGACUGAAGGUAGCAGUUGAUGUAAAGGACUAUAAUAUGUACCUGGUACAUAAUGGAAGAAUGCUGAUCCACUUUGGCCAGAUUCCUGCUUGCACACCCAAAGAAAGGGACUUUGUUUAUGGCAACCUAGAAGCUCAAGAAGUCAAGACUGUUUAUACCUUCAAAGUUCCAGUCAGCUACUGUGGAAAGAGGGCCCGACUUGGUGACGCAAUGGGAGCCAACAGGCCAAGUGAACACAAGGCCACAGAUACCUCAGAUUUGGGGAUUGAUGUAGAAAAACUGCCAAAAUCUGAUCUAAUCAGAACCACCCUUCUGUGUGCGAUGGAAAGGGAGCUGAAGGGCCACCUCAUCUCUGAAUCAAGGAGCAUCGAUGGACUGUUCAUGGACUUUGCAACCCAGACCUACAGCUUUGAGCCAGAGCAGUUUUCCUCAAGUGCAGUAUUGGCAGACCUCACUUCUGAAGGCCCCCCAGGCCUCCACGUGGAACUCCACAGUGAGAGUGUGACCAGGAGACACAACAAGAGUAGCUCAGCUUUUACUUUUACUUGCAACAAGUUCUUUAGGAGGGAUGAGUUUCCGUUGCACUUCAAGAACAUCCACUCUGAUAUCCAGUCAUGCCUCAAUGGCUGGUUCCAGCAUCGCUGUCCACUGGCCUACUUGGGCUGCACCUUUGUUCAGAGUCACUUCCGCCCUCCAGGGCAAAAAGCCAAAGUGAUUUACAGUCAGAAACUCAGGACGUUUGCCAUCAAGCCUGAGGUUGCUCCAGAGCUGGGGCCCGGAGGGAAGAGCCAGAGGUCACUGACCAGCCUGCCCCUGGAGAUACUGCAGUAUAUUGCAGGGUUCUUAGACAGCGUCAGCUUGGCUCAGCUGUCCCAGGUGUCCGUCCUCAUGAGGAGCAUCUGUGCCACGCUCUUACAAGAGAGGGGGAUGGUCCUCUUGGAAUGGAAGAAAAAGACCUAUUCCCAUGGGGGCACUGGCUGGAGAGCUCACAAAAAGAUCUGGCAAUUCAGCAGCCUUUUCUCCCGAAUUAAUAGCUGGCAGUUUAACGAAGUCACCUCCAUGUCAGAACACUUGAAGACCUGUCCCUUCAAUAUUGUGGAACAUAGGACAGAGCCAGUUCUUCUGACCAGUAUGUGUGAGCAACCCAAGCAAGCCAGGAGGAGCUUGGUCUCCACCUUCAAGCCUAGACCAUGAGGAAGAAAUCUCUCAAAAUGUGCUUAUUUUGUUGUUGCUCUGUCUUCCUCCAACCUCCUGGAAGGGAGAAUGUGUUAUGAUUUUGAGGAUCAGCUUCUUGUGUCUCUGUGGAACACUGGGUUCUUAGAAGCUUCAGCCAAUUCACAAAGCCUAAUCACUCUAUGUUGUAGCUUUUUAGGUUUACUACAUUACCCCCACCUCCACCCCAUAGCUGAUUAAUUUCCUUUCUGCUUAAGAAAUCUGUCUGAAGGAUAGCUAUUGGAAGAGAAAGUGGCUCAUUAGGCAAUCAGGAAAUCAAAAAGAGAUAAUAGGCAUUAGGAGAAGAGAAAGUACAUAAAUUACCCAAUGGGUACAGACCUGGCAGGGUUAACCACCAUUCAUUCAGGCACUACACAGAAGAGCUCCCAAGCUGAGUGCCACAGGUACAAGGGACUGCUCAGAUCCAGAAAAAAUGAGUUGGGGGACUGCAGAGUGGCAGUGAUUUGGAGAAGGGCCUCUAUAGGCCUAGGGAUAAAGCAAGGGCCACAUAGGUGGAAUAAGCACAUGAUCCAGCUAUGUAUAACUAUGACCAUUCAUGGAAAGUGUGCUUGGGAUUCAAAGCCCAAAAUAAAAUUGUCCCUGCCCUCAGGGAAGCUUAUAGUCUACAGAUUUCAACACCUUUGGUUUCUCCCACCCUCAUCAUGGUCAUUCCUUGAGAAAGGGAGAGAGAAAGAGGCAGAGGGAGAGGAAGAAGGAAAGGGAAAGGGAGAGGGAGAGAAGAGAGAAUGAUAGUUACAUGUAACAAAAUGGAGGUACUGGACUAGCUGGCAUUUGAGUAGCUGUGAUUGAUUUCAAAUCUGGCAUGAAUAACUCAUUACUGGAUAUCAUCAUUAGGAGAAAUGGAGAAAACAAGCUAUGUCUGUGGACAUAAAUCUCUUUUUCCUAAUGAUGUAUAACUUUGGGAAACCUGAUAUUCCUUAUUACAAUCCAAUCCCACAAAUAUUUAAAUAUAAUCCAAGACAUUGUACUAGGUGUUGAGAAUACGGAGACAAGAUGAAAAAUAAUCUUUGCCCCCACGGAACUCACAAACCUAUUGAUGGGGGACACAGUUUAUAAACAGUAAGUCCAUCUGUGAUCAUUUGAAUGAGAAGAGAAAGAUAUUUCCCUCUGCUCAGACUAUAUUGUGCUUUUUGAUAUAAGGCACUAUUUUCUAAGAUUACAACCACAGAUUUAUUUAAGACCUUUUUGUAGUUAAAUCAAGCAAUGAAAAAAAAAAGGAUAAUGAAUUAUAAAUGAGCACAUUGAUACCUAACAGUAAAGAAUACUACUUCCUCAGAAUCUAGCUUGAAGGUUCUAUGUAUACUCUGGCCUGUAGGCUGGAAGGUUAACUAAGACAAAGAAUGGAAAAAGUCACAGGCUUACUAAAAGGAGAGUUGAGGGUUGCGCCAAGAUGGGUAAGGAGCCUAAGGGGUUGAACAGGGACAGAGCAGUGGCAAGGGAGAAGGCUUCACACACAUUAUCUUGGAUGACUGGGGAUGGUGAAUGGGUUUGUACUGGCCUGGGGGUGGGGAGAAGAAGGCGGGCCAAGAAAGAGACACUCAAGCUGGUUCUAUUGUCAGCCCACUCCCAGCUGCGCUUUAUAAAUUGGCUAAUAUCAUGAGAAAAGGUUAAUGGCUUUGCUACCUAAUUGAUUCUCUAGGUACCAUUCAAGUAAGUGUAUUUUAGGCUUGUGGAAGAAAGGGAUGAAGAGAAAAGGAAGUUGUUUAGAGAGAUCGGGGUUCUGAAAACAAGAUGAUUGGUAAGGGAGGAGCUUCAGUCAAUAGGAGAAGGAGAAUAUGGGAUUAAUCAAAUUAGUGGACUAAGAAAAACUUUUAAGUGAGCAGAACAGGAAAGGUGAAGUAGCUCAAGGAGAUUCCAAGGAAGAGGAAUCCUCCUAGGUAUAUUGGGGGCCUGCCUGAAAUAAGAGUUCAGCCAGAAUUAGAGGAAAGAUUUCAUUCUAAAACAAGGGUUCUCAAACUUUUGUUUGUGUGUCAUGGACCCUUUCGGCCAUUUAGUGAAACCUAUGGACCCCUUCCCACACUGUUUUGAAAGGCAUAAUAUAAAAUACAUAAAAUUGAAAAGGAAAACAAUUAUAUUGAAAGAUAGUUAUUAAUUUUUUUAAGCAAGGUCACAGACCCCAGGUCAAGAAUCUAAAGAUUCCCUAAUCUAAAGAGACCAGAUAGAUGAGACUGUUUCCUCAAUGACUAGGAAGCUGAGAAAAGGCUCUGAUUUGGACUUGGGAUAGAAGUGAAGUGGGGAGAAGAAGGGUAGAUGGAGAUAUAGGAGAUAAAAUAGAAGGGCCUUUCUACUAGUUUAAACUGAAUAAAUCUGAAUUGAAUAAAGAGAUUUCAUGUACCGAUAAGUUCCUUACAUGUAUGGCAUAUACCUGGGAAUGCCACGCACUGUAUACAAUAAAGAAACUUGGCACUCUAAAUG
Messenger RNA from Trichosurus vulpecula (common brushtail), 5283 nucleotides. It is a transcript of the gene FBXO40, whose product is annotated as F-box protein 40. The record is from RefSeq and is a predicted model, not a curated record. Gene Ontology annotation, molecular function: zinc ion binding; protein binding; ubiquitin protein ligase activity. The coding region runs from base 757 to 2829 and encodes 690 amino acids. Gene Ontology annotation, cellular component: cytoplasm. Lineage: Eukaryota; Metazoa; Chordata; Mammalia; Diprotodontia; Phalangeridae. The transcript is spliced from 4 exons.